This is a messenger RNA of Cicer arietinum (chickpea), 1981 nucleotides long. Its product is annotated as MLO-like protein 6. NCBI's taxonomy places the organism in Eukaryota, Viridiplantae, Streptophyta, Magnoliopsida, Fabales, Fabaceae. Gene Ontology annotation, biological process: defense response. Gene Ontology annotation, cellular component: membrane. The record is from RefSeq and is a predicted model, not a curated record.
UAACUGAAGUAAUUAAGAAGCAAAUUAAGCAUGGCAGGAGGAAGAAGCUUAACUGAAACGCCUACUUGGGCUGUUGCCGUUGUUUGCUUUGUUAUACUCUCUAUUUCUAUCAUCAUUGAACACAUUUUCCACAUCAUAGGAAAGUGGUUGAAGAACAAGCACAAAAGUGCCUUGUAUGAGUCACUUGAAAAAAUCAAAUCAGAGCUUAUGUUAUUGGGGUUCAUAUCAUUGCUCCUAACUAUAGGAGAAGGUUUAAUAUCAAAAAUAUGUAUAUCAGAAAAGGUUGCAGCCACGUGGCACCCUUGUACCAAUAAUGCAGAGAGGAAUUCGGAUGAUCACCAACCGAUAGAACAUGAAACCGGUGGCCGGAGAUUACUAGCGGCGUUGCUUGCUUCUCAAAACAAAAACUCCCGCCGUAUAUUGGCUGCCGGAGGAAUCGACAAAUGUGCCGCUCAGGGAAAAGUAGCAUUUGUGUCAUCAGAGGGAAUUCAUCAACUCCAUAUAUUUAUAUUUGUGCUGGCUGUUUUUCAUGUUCUUUACUGCAUACUUACUCUGGCUCUAGGCAGAGCAAAGAUGAGAAGGUGGAAACGAUGGGAAGAGGAAACCAAGACACUUGAGUACCAAUUUUCACAUGAUCCUGAAAGAUUCAGAUUUGCUAGUGAGACUUCAUUUGGAAGAAGACACUUGAGUUUCUGGACAAAAAAUCCUGUCCUCAUUUGGAUUGUUUGUUUCUUUAGGCAAUUUGUAAGGUCAGUUCCUGAAGUGGAUUACUUGACCUUGAGGCAUGGAUUUAUGAUGGCACAUUUGGCGCCCCAAAGUCACCAAAAAUUCGACUUUAGACAUUAUAUCAAAAGAUGUUUGGAAGAAGACUUCAAAGUUGUGGUAGAAAUCAGUCCUCCAAUCUGGUUCAUCACAGUGUUGUUCCUCUUGUUCCACACUCAUGGCUGGCACUCUUAUCUGUGGCUACCAUUUGUACCUUUGAUUAUUGUCCUAUUAGUUGGGACAAAGUUGCAAGUGAUAAUAACUCAAAUGGGGCUUAGAAUUCAAAAACAAGGAAUGGUGGUAAAGGGAGAGCCAGUGGUGCAACCUGGGGAUGACCUAUUCUGGUUUAGCAAACCUCGACUUAUUCUCCACCUUAUUAAUUUUGUGCUCUUUCAGAAUGCCUUCCAGCUUGCUUUCUUUUCAUGGACUGCGCUUCAAUUUGGGUUGACGUCCUGUUUCAAUUCGCGUACAGAGGAUGUAGUCAUUAGAAUAUCCAUGGGGGUCUUUGUUCAAAUCCUUUGCAGCUACGUCACUCUUCCUCUCUAUGCUCUUGUGACACAGAUGGGUUCAACCAUGAAGCCAGCCAUAUUCAACGAAAGAGUAGCCACAGCUCUAAGGAAUUGGCACAACACCGCAAAGAAGCACAUAAAGCAGAACCGUGGAUCGGGGUUUCAAAGCCCAAUGUCAACAAGAUCCAUAACUCCGGCCCAUUCUAUGUCCCCGGCCCACAUCCUUCGUCCUUACCACAGCGAAACGGACACACACCCCACCACAUCUCCAACAAGACUCAACUUUGAGACCUAUAAUCCCUACGAGGCCUAUUCACCCUCACCCUCCAACAAGGUUGAGGCCCGUGCUACUUCUUCUAGCUCAAUUUAUUUUCAUGAAAUGGAAAUGGGUCACUUGGCUCAUGAUCAUGAACAAGAGACCAACAAGCCCAAUUGUGUUUCUGUGGGCUCAGGCCUGACUCAACUUGAGAUUGAUGUCCAACACAGCGACGAAUUUUCAUUUUCUAAAAUGGCCACAAAUAACUUAAAAUGACAUCAUCACAUGUGUGAAUGUGAUGAUGAUCAUCGUAUAGCUUGUAUAGAUUUUUGGAGAGCAACAUUUUGCUUAGCUUGGGGGUAGAUAUAGUUCACUCAGUAGGGGUGCUUUAUUAAUUAUUUUGAUGGGCCAAAAUAACUAAGUGAUGAUAGUAUAUAGUAAGUAUUUUUCAUCA